Molecule: messenger RNA, 1849 nt
Organism: Alosa sapidissima (American shad)
Lineage: Eukaryota; Metazoa; Chordata; Actinopteri; Clupeiformes; Clupeidae
Gene: zdhhc15b
Product: zinc finger DHHC-type palmitoyltransferase 15b
Exons: 12
Coding region: 29-1096 (355 amino acids)
Biological process (GO): protein targeting to membrane; synaptic vesicle maturation; peptidyl-L-cysteine S-palmitoylation
Cellular component (GO): Golgi apparatus; endoplasmic reticulum
Molecular function (GO): protein-cysteine S-palmitoyltransferase activity
Source: RefSeq, a predicted model, not a curated record
AGAAAAUGAUUGAGGAGCUAGGCUGACUAUGGCUCUAUCAAGGGGGCUAAGAUGCUGUCAGAGGAUAUUCUCCUGGAUACCUGUCGUAAUCAUAUCGUCUGUGGUGCUAUGGUCUUAUUACGCAUAUGUUUUUGAGCUAUGUUUUUUUACUCUUAGCAAUACGCUGGAAAAGGCGGCAUAUAUUUUAGUAUUCCAUUUGUGCUUUGUGAUGUUCUGUUGGACGUACUGGAAAGCCAUCUUCACCCCACCAGCCACUCCCUCCAAGAAGUUUCAUAUGUCCUACACAGACAAAGAGCGAUAUGAGAUGGAGGAAAGACCAGAUGCUCAAAAGCAGAUCCUUGCAGACAUUGCAAAGAGACUCCCCAUAUUUACUCGAGCACAAUCAGGAGCUAUCAGGUUCUGUGAUAGGUGCCAGGUGCUUAAGCCCGACCGCUGUCAUCACUGCUCUGUUUGCGAAACGUGUGUCCUGAAAAUGGAUCAUCAUUGCCCGUGGGUAAACAACUGUGUUGGCUUCUCCAACUACAAGUACUUCCUGUUGUUCCUGUCCUACUCCAUGUUCUAUUGUGUAUUCAUCGCGUCAACCGUGUUCCAGUAUUUCCUGAAAUUUUGGAUGGGUGAGCUUCCAAACGGACCUGCGAAGUUCCACGUAUUGUUCCUUUUAUUUGUGUCUGUCAUGUUCUUCGUCAGCCUCUUGUUCCUCUUUGGCUACCACUGCUGGCUCGUGGCUAAGAACCGGUCCACUUUAGAGGCUUUCUCUGCGCCCGUGUUUCAGGGAGGCCCAGACAAACAUGGCUUCAACGUGGGCACGCGUCGCAAUCUCCAGCAGGUCUUUGGCGAAGACAAACGGCUCUGGUUCAUUCCGGUGUUCACAAGUCAGGGCGACGGUCACUAUUUCCCUAUGCGGAGCCUGAGCUACUCCGAAUCCCACAAUCCUUUGCUAGCCAAUGAGGAGAAGUGGGACGAUGAGGAGGACGACGAGGAGGACGAUGAGGAGCAGCUGGAGCGACGGGGUAGAGGAGGAGGAGGAGGAGGAUCGGAUGAAGAGGGCACAGAUGGUCCAGAUGACCCUUCGGUUACCAUAGAGAUUGAUUCAUAGCUGCCUCUGCAAUCCUACCUACCGUAUUUUCUGGACUCUUCGGGUUGGCCUCCUUCACCUGUGAAGAGUCGUAGGAGGUGGGGGACACAGAUGGAAGCCCAAGCAAUUUACGCGUGGCUCCCGGUCAAACCGCUGCACCCACCGUGGAGCCAAACAAGCAAAAGGACUGUUCCAGUUGUGUUCUGUUUUCCUGACAUUGUGGCACUCAUUUUAAUGUAACUCAAGACUCUCUUAUCACCCCGAUUUAACAUGUUCAACAUUACACUUAUUUUCUGUUAAGUUGGAGGAUGUACAGGCAUCGUGGUGGACAAUCGGAUAAUCAUUGGUCAUCUGUGAGGGGCUUAUCUGUGCUUGCCUCACUCCCUUGUACCAUUUCCCUCUGUCUGUGGGGUGUGUGUGUCUUUAUCCUAACUAGACUUGUUUGAAGGGGAAUGCCAAUAUUGCAUAACUGUGUGUCAUCUCUGAUCAAAAAUCCCGAGUCAGUUGAGGUCAGUUGCCUUUGUACACAGGCCUGAAGCACAUAUCAGCCUGCCAGCCUGCUCUGGUGGGGAGAACCUCUCUCUUUCUUUCUUUCUUUCUUUCUUUCUUUCUUUCUUUCUUUCUCUCUCUCUGGUUGUGUCAUGUUCAGAUUGUUUAACAGAGGUUGCCUAAGCAUGGUACUGACUGCACAGUGGAAAAGACAAACAAAUGUGUUUAUAUGGUGUGUGUAAGCCUAAGUCUUUCAGGGGGAUAAAAAGGAAUGCACAAAUCAGA